CUUCUCGACGCUGAAAAAGAAGAAAAGGAGGUGGAGGAAUGGUGGCUAUAGGUUUAGAAGAGAAGGUGAGGUCCACAUCACAUCUUAGUCGCUACACAUUUUCAAUCUUACACAUGAAUGAAUAUAAAUAAAAAUAAUAAUAAAAUAAAAUUAAAUAUCUAAAUUAUUUCUUUCAUUCAUGAUUCAUCUCUCACUGCCCAAACCGGCGUUUUACAACAACACCACAUUACUCCACGCUUUCUCCUCACACAAACUCAACUGCUUCCAGAUUUUCCCUAGAAACUCAUUAUUUUCCGAUUCAACGAAGAGAAACUCCAGGAAUUCGUACAUGGCGCCUCCGAUUCUUUCCCUUGCUCUUCCCUCCGAGACCGGUCGAGUACUCAGCAUUCAAUCUCACACUGUUCAGGGUUAUGUUGGAAACAAAUCGGCUAUUUUUCCUCUGCAACUUUUGGGCUAUGAUGUGGAUCCAAUUAAUUCUGUGCAGUUUUCCAAUCACACAGGGUACCCAUCUUUCAAGGGUCAGGUUUUAAAUGGAGAGCAACUAUGGGAACUAAUUGAAGGCCUUGAAGCUAAUGACUUGUUGUACUACACUCACUUAUUAACAGGUUAUAUUGGUUCAGUUUCUUUUCUCAACACCGUAUUGGACGUUGUCUCCAAGCUUCGCUCGAUAAACCCUGAGCUUACAUAUGUAUGUGAUCCAGUGUUGGGUGAUGAAGGAAAGCUUUAUGUUCCACAAGAGCUGGUGACAGUAUACCGUGAUAGGGUUGUUCCAAUUGCUUCAAUGUUGACUCCCAACCAGUUUGAAGCAGAACUACUGACAGGACUCGGGAUUCAGUCUGAAGAAGAUGGUCGAGAAGCUUGUAACUUACUUCAUGCAGUUGGACCUUCAAAGGUUGUAAUUACAAGUAUAAAUGUAGACGGGAAUCUUCUCCUCAUCGGCAGCUAUCUAAAGGAAAAGGGACAUCCUCCAAAACAAUUUAAGAUUGCAAUUCCCAAAAUACAAGCUUACUUUACGGGAACAGGAGAUCUCAUGACUGCACUUCUUCUCGGUUGGAGCAAUGUAAUGUCAAUUUACUUUUUUCUUGAUUUUUUUCACUUAUUUAGUAUUCCUUGUCAUUGCCUAAUUUUAACCAUAUACUCAUUCCAGAAACACCCGGAUAACCUUGAGAAGGCUGCAGAACUUGCUGUGUCAAGCUUGCAGGCACUUUUGCAAAGAACACUUAAUGACUACAAAAGUGCUGGACAUGAUCCCAAAUCAUCCAGUUUAGAGAUCAGAUUAAUUCAGAGCCAGGAUGAUAUUCGCAGUCCAGAAAUAAAAUUCAAAGCUGAAAUAUACAACUAAAUGGUGAUAUGGUUUGAAGCUGAAUACCCGUUUCUUGAUCAAGUUAAUAGAAAAUGGAGCUACAAUGUUGAAUUAUAGCACUGCACCCUAUUGAAAGCCAAGUUCAUAUUUUUUAAUCAUCAUCGUGACAUAUAAGUCAAAUAUGUACUAGUUAGGAAAUAAAAUAAAUAAUAUCGGCUCUAAAUUUAUUUUUAGUAUCAUUCCACCCAUUUCUAGAAUAUUAGACAUAAUUGUGCAUAUAUAUAUUUUUAAUAUUAAAAGCAUUGUGAUAUUUUUUUCCAUUAGCCAAAAUAAUUUCGUGAGCAAACUCAA
Molecule: messenger RNA, 1654 nt
Organism: Cicer arietinum (chickpea)
Lineage: Eukaryota; Viridiplantae; Streptophyta; Magnoliopsida; Fabales; Fabaceae
Source: RefSeq, a predicted model, not a curated record